AUGGAAGAAGACUUGUCACAAGAAAAAUCGUGGGAGCUCAGGAACUCAGGCUUUAGUGUAGAUACUUCAAACAAAAUUAUGGAGCGUCCAAGUCAGAAUUUGAAGACAACACCAUUAUUAUCUUUAGGAAGAUUUCACAUUUCUGAAGAUUAUGGCUUUCUUCUUCCACAUCCUCUGAAAGAACUUCCAGAUCAUUUUAGGCCUUGGAUGGAAAUUGCCAACGAACUCCCUCAUUUGAUUGAGAGUCACCAGCUUCAAGCUCGAGUUAACAAGUGGCUUAGAUGGAAGGAUAACCCAGCAAUGCCUGUGGGGUUGAUCUAUGAAGGAGUCUCCACAGAGCCCCUGGAGUACUCUGGAGGGAGUGCAGCUCAGAGCACAGUGCUUCAUGCCUUUGAUGAGUUCUUAGGCAUUUGCCAUAGCAAGGAAAGUGCUGACUUUCUGCAUAGGAUGAGGGAGUACAUGCCUCCUUCCCAUAAGGACUUUAUAGAAGAAAUCCAGUCAAGUCCCUCACUGAGAGACCACAUCUUGUCCUCUGGAAAUAACCAACUUCUGACAGCCUAUAAUCAGUGUGUGGAGGCCCUGGCGGACCUGCGCAGCUAUCACAUCACUGUGGUGACCAAAUAUCUCAUCACAGCGGCUACCAAAGCAAAGGGCAGGAGGCCAAACCCUCUCCCUGGGCCAUCUCAAGCCUUAGAAGAGAGGGGCACAGGCGGGACUGUAGUUCUGAGGUUCCUGAAGACCGUCAGGGAUAAGACCUUAGAGGCAAUUCUCCACCAACGUGAUUAAGAGACUGCCUUCUGCCCAACAAUGCAAAACCAGCAAACACGGGUUUUCCCUUACCCUCUCCCCCAUUGGAGGGCCUGUGGACCCAGCGAAUAAGAAUGUCUGGAAUAAUCUGAAGAGGACCUCAGCCUUAGUUAUGUUCCUGCUCCUCCUUUGUUGAGAGCUGUUAGUCUUCACAGAGAGGAAUUUUCAUGGCCAGAGACUUUCCUUUCCCUACCUGAUUACUGGUUAAUAGCGAACAGGUAUGGACACUUCCUCAUUCAGAACCCCACAGAGGAGCAAGUUACUCCUAUUCUAUUUGCAAAGUGAUAGAAAAAUCAAUCUAAAUUUCCAAAACCAAAUAAAAUUGCCUGUAGACAGAU
Molecule: messenger RNA, 1145 nt
Organism: Leptonychotes weddellii (Weddell seal)
Lineage: Eukaryota; Metazoa; Chordata; Mammalia; Carnivora; Phocidae
Source: RefSeq, a predicted model, not a curated record